AUGCACUACUCCACUGCCGCCCUCUCCCUUACGGCCAUUGCCGCCGCUGGUGUCGCCUUCGCCCAGAACACCUUCUCAACGAACACGCCCACCGUCUUCCUCACCUGCCAGCCCUCCCGCAUCACUUGGGUCGGUGGCCAGGCUCCUUACUUCCCCCGCAUCACCGCGCCCGGAGACACUUCCAACACGCUUCGCUCCUUCGACCAGACCAGCGAGAUGGGCCUCACCUGGAACGUCGACCUUGCCGCUGACCAGUCGGUCACCAUCGCCGUAGGAGACUCGGCCGGCCAGACUGCCCCCUCGAACCAGGUCGCCAUCCGCGCUGGUGGCUCCACUUCAUGCGUCCGCGCCGCUGGUGGCACCGCUUCCGGCGGCUCCUCGUCGGCUGGUGGCUCCUCGUCCAGCGGAUCGUCUUCUCAGGCAUCGUCGUCCAGCUCGUCCAGCCGCCCUUCGUCCUCGUCGAGCUCUUCCGCUCCCUCGAGCUCUUCGUCGGCUUCGACCCCCGCCUCCUCGUCGUCGGCCUCUAGGCCCGCCUCGACCACGGCUGCUGCCACCUCGUCGCCCUCUGGUGGCGCCAACGGCGCUGACUCGAUCCGCGGCUUCUCGGCCGUCGUCGCCGGCGUUGUCGGUGUCGCUGCUGCCGCUCUCCUCUAA
Messenger RNA from Jaminaea rosea, 654 nucleotides. RefSeq lists its product as hypothetical. The record is from RefSeq and is a predicted model, not a curated record. Bases 1 to 654 code for a protein of 217 amino acids. The transcript is spliced from 2 exons. NCBI's taxonomy places the organism in Eukaryota, Fungi, Basidiomycota, Exobasidiomycetes, Microstromatales.